AUGGAGUUUAACAUCCCAUCAACACUCAUAGCUCUACUUUCAUUUCUCCUCUUUCUCAUCCCGUUUCUUAAAUCGCGACGAAUCUCAAAAUUCGCAAACAGUUACUCACACAUCCCAGGUCCCAAAACCCUCCCUCUCAUCGGAAACCUCCAUCUCAUGCUACGCGCCACCGUGCCCCACCACAUGUUCAGAGACCUCGCCGCCAAACACGGCCCCCUUAUGCACCUCCAGCUGGGCGAGAUCCACUUCGUCGUCAUCUCAUCCGUCGACUUCGCAAAACAAGUGGUGCGAACCCACUACCUCAAUUUCGCCAACCGCCCCCGCGGGCUGGUGGCGGAGACGCUCUCCUACAAUUACACAGCGAUAGUCUUCACCCCCUACGGCGACCACUGGCGCCAGCUGCGGAAGAUCUGCACGCUCGAGCUCCUGAGCGCGCGGCGCGGCGCGACGUGUGCAGUCCUUUCGCCACGUAAGAGAAGAGAGCAUGAAUAUGUGCGAAUGGAUAGCUUCUCGUGUCUGAGUUGA
Molecule: messenger RNA, 525 nt
Organism: Salvia miltiorrhiza (redroot sage)
Lineage: Eukaryota; Viridiplantae; Streptophyta; Magnoliopsida; Lamiales; Lamiaceae
Product: salviol synthase-like
Exons: 1
Coding region: 1-525 (174 amino acids)
Molecular function (GO): oxidoreductase activity, acting on paired donors, with incorporation or reduction of molecular oxygen; heme binding; monooxygenase activity
Source: RefSeq, a predicted model, not a curated record